Messenger RNA from Sitophilus oryzae (rice weevil), 1266 nucleotides. Its product is annotated as ribonuclease H2 subunit A-like. Gene Ontology annotation, cellular component: ribonuclease H2 complex. Gene Ontology annotation, biological process: mismatch repair; DNA replication, removal of RNA primer. Bases 79 to 1038 code for a protein of 319 amino acids. The record is from RefSeq and is a predicted model, not a curated record. Gene Ontology annotation, molecular function: RNA binding; RNA-DNA hybrid ribonuclease activity. NCBI's taxonomy places the organism in Eukaryota, Metazoa, Arthropoda, Insecta, Coleoptera, Curculionidae. The transcript has a single exon.
AAUCAAAAACAUUUUAUUUGUGAUCUGUGUUGUGAUUUUAAUCAAAAAUAAAAUUUACUCAUUUUUUCAUCAAUUAAAAUGAAAUCGGAGAAAAAUGAAGAACCUACAGUAACAAUAACUAAUUUAUCUCAAUUGCAGACGUUUAUUAAAGAUAGGAAUAAUUGGCAAAAUGUUUUCUAUAUGUCUGAAAUUCCGGAAGUAUGUAGGGAAUAUCCCUGUAUUUUGGGAAUAGAUGAAGCAGGAAGGGGUCCAGUUUUAGGCCCUAUGGUAUAUGGUACUGCUUUUAUCCCCAUUAACGAACAGACAUUACUAGAGACUUUAGAAUGUGCAGAUUCCAAAGUACUGAAUGAAGAAAAGAGAGACAAGAUUUUUGAGAAAAUAUGCGAUCAGUCAGGCAAAAUUGGAUGGGGAGUAGAAAUAAUAGCUCCAAAUUCAAUAUGCAACAGUAUGCUCAGUCGGUCCAAAUAUUCAUUGAAUCAGGUUUCCAUGGAUGCAGCUAUAGGUUUAAUGAGAGCUGCAGUGAAUUUGAACGUGAAAAUAGAGCAUGUUUAUGUGGACACAGUUGGAAAGCCAGAGAAGUAUCAAGAGUAUCUGAAGUCUAUAUUUCCAAAACUGAAAAUCACUGUGGCUAAAAAGGCAGACUCGACAUAUCCAAUUGUGUCUGCCGCUAGUAUCUGUGCCAAAGUAACUAGGGAUCAUUCAUUGAAAGUGUGGAAUUUUACAGAAAAUUUGGAAGUCGCUGAAUUUGGUAGUGGAUAUCCUGCAGAUCCCCACACAAAACAGUUUUUAACAGAUCAAUUUGAGCCUGUAUUUGGGUAUCCACAAUUGGUAAGAUUCAGCUGGUCAACUGCAGAGAAUAUGCUGAAAAAUGUAGCAUAUCAUAUUGAAUGCGAAGAGGAAGAAGAACAGAAUACACAUCCUCCAAACACUAUGGCUAUAACAUCAUUUUUUAAAAUGACUAGGGAAAAUGCAAAUAAUGUUAAGACAAUGCAUGAGUUUUUUACAAAACGUAAUCUCAGUAGAGAAGUGGACUUUUAAGACUUUAUUUUAAUUCUACAAAAAACAUUGAAAAUCAAUUUUAAUUCAGGUUUUGAUUUUUGAUAUCAAAUUAUUUACUUGUUAAUACUUUACUUUUAUUUAUUAAGUACUUGUUUGUAAUUUUAUUCAAUUAUUGUAAGAAAACCAAUCAACAGCAGCUAUUGUAUCAAAUAAGUAUUUAAAUGCCGAGUUGUGACAUUAAAUCCUAUUAAAAAAUAUGUACCUAGA